Sitodiplosis mosellana (orange wheat blossom midge) is the source of this 2839-nucleotide messenger RNA. RefSeq lists its product as uncharacterized. Gene Ontology annotation, molecular function: protein dimerization activity. The record is from RefSeq and is a predicted model, not a curated record. The transcript is spliced from 3 exons. Bases 557 to 2503 code for a protein of 648 amino acids. NCBI's taxonomy places the organism in Eukaryota, Metazoa, Arthropoda, Insecta, Diptera, Cecidomyiidae.
UGGUAAAUUUUGCGACUUUUUGGUUUGUUUAUGUAUUUUACGUAGAAAAUGUAUAUUUUACAUUUUCUACUGUCGCAAAUGUAGAAAAUGUAAAAAAUUCAUAAACGAUUCAAAAUGUACAUAUAUUCAGUGAUACAAUGACUUUUUACACUGUUUUAAGUUCCAUUGUACUAGUAUACAUCAUAUAAUACACACAUACGCUCUUCAGUUCAAAUUAAUACGUUCAUGCAACAAACAAUAAAAAAACAAAUACAAAUAUAAACUAAGAAAGAACGGGAAAGCAAAGAAGCGAAAUGAAUAUAGCAAGCCGCCUUCACAGUCACUCUAACUGUAUUCUCCCAUGUUUGCUUAUUUGUCAGUGUAUAUGUGCAUGAAUCGGCGAACCGCUAUAAUGCGAGCAACAUAUAUAACAUAAGCGAAAUAGAUUAGCAGUGUACGCGAAUGACAUUUACAUACAGCGCAUAGAGGUUGAGUCAUUCGCGAUUGUCAAAACGUGGUUUUAAAAUUCAUAACUUCAAUUUUCGUCACAUAACUUUGAAUUACAAAUAUAGUGAAAAUGUCUAAUGCAUUUGAUAAAUUGAUGUCGCAAAGUGGAAAGAGCGAUUCAGCGGAAUCAUCACCAUCAGCAAGUGUUGGACGGCCAUUGCAUGACCAAUGGUUUGGUUACAAAAAAGUGCCUCACAGAGGAAAGAUGGUGGCAAAAUGCAUGAAUUGCAUGCAAUUGAAGACGAACACGGCAAAAGACCGCUUGAUGAAGCAUCGUCAAACGUGUGGCUCUGCCAAUAUCGAGGAAAAUGAAUUAGCUGAAUCCGCGAAUUCCGAUGGUACUGAAAAUCUUGUUGAAGUUGAACUGGAAAGAGCCCUUACGCAAAGUGAAACCCAUUCAAUCGUGGAAAGUGGCGACGAUUCGCGACCAAGCUCAAGUUUGACGAACUAUUCGGCUGGCUCGCAAGAUUCAUCAAGCUUGGCACCAAAGCAGCCAAAACUGAAGCGUUUUAUGGAUCAAGUGAAGCCAAUCGAAGCUGAAAAUAUUGAUUCACUUUUGGCGGAAUUUUUUUUCGGUUGCAAUAUACCAUUCCAAGUGGUGGACUCAAAGUUUUUCAAGAAGUUCGUAAAUGCGUUGCGCCCGGCGUACAACCCACCUCAUCGGCAUCUGUUGGCUGGAAAGUUGUUGGAUAAAACUCACGAAAAGAUCGAAAAGCGCAAUGAAAAGUUGGUCGAGAAAAUGGAUAAAAGAGUAACUCUCUUGGUUGACGGUUGGCAAAAUUCGUCAGCAAAUCGUCACUACGUCGCAACUAUGCUUGCAUCUUCAAAUGAUCAGAAGAUCUUCUUGGAAUCAUUCAACUUUUCAACGACCCGAGAAACAGGAGACAAUCUUCUUGAUGCUGUUCAACAGGCGGUUGUUCUUGCGGAUGAACGAUAUGGAGCCGUUGUAUACGCUAUUCUCACCGACAAUGCAUUUAGUAUGCAAAAAAUGGGAAGAGAUGCUAACAAUUUGCUGGACAUACUCUAUUCGACUUGCAACGCUCAUUCAGCGAACUUGUUGGCAGGUGACAUUUUGCAAAAAAAGGAAUACGAAAAGAUCAUGAAAAAGGUGAUGAAAGUACAGAAAGAUUUCCGAAGAACUGUCUUGGCCAAUCGUUUAGUAGAUGCCGGUGGUCAUAAGCCCAUUUUAUCUUGUACUACGCGUUGGACGAGCCAACGAGGUGCAGCCGAUUCGAUGCUUAAGAAUUUGUCAGCUAUGAAAACCGUAACCGCUGCUUGUGAUUCUGAAGCAGAAUUGGAUCCAGAUGCAAAGAAACCAAAACGUAAAGUUGUUUCACUCCUAUUCAACGAAGGAUUUUCCGCAUCAGUCCGAAAUCUACUUACAAUCCUGAACCCAGUGGCUGAACUGACAAACUUCUGCCAGAAAAGUUCCGCUUCAUCUGCUGAUGCAGCUGAAAAAUGGCUUCAAUUGCUAACCGAUGGCCCUGAAGAUUUGCAACCAUUCCUAAAAUACCGCAUCAAGCAGAGCAACGUUCUCAACACAGUAACAAUGACAGCCAACUACUUGCAUCCAACGUAUAGAGGUAAACGGCUUAGCGAACAUCAGUUGACAGAAGUAAAUGCAUACCUUCUCGAAAAGCUCGAUAGCGAUCAACUCGAAUCGUUGCGUAAAUUUACGAAAAACGAGGAUGUGUUUGCUAAUUUGGUCAACAAAAGAGGUCUGUUACCGCUUACAUUCUGGCAUUACGCCUCUGAACUUGGUCAUCGAAAGCUAGCUGAAUUCGCUAGAGAUUACUUAAAAAUUCCUGCAUCAACCGCUCAAUUGGAACGUCUAUUCUCGAAUUGGGCUUAUGUACACAACGAUAUCAGAAAUAGAUUAUCGGAUGAAACUUCAAAAAAGCUGGUGAACAUGUAUUUCACACUAAGAUCAACGGAUGAAUUACCCGAUAUGGACAACGACGACAUUGGCAACUUCAGCGACAACGAAUCCGAAUCUGGCUCCGAAAUGUCUGACUAAAAUCGUCACUUAAAUGCAAAUACAUUUUCAUUCCACAAAGGAAAGAAAUCAAAUAAAUUGAAUCUCAACAAUAAAGAUCGACAAUUAAAUGUACUAUUUAGAAAUAGGCAAAAUUCAUUUCCACUUCAUAUUUUACAUGUCAUUUUCAUUGAGUUUUCAAAAAUAAAGUCAUAUUUUUUCAUAUAUAACCGGAAAUUGAGUGCAGUUUAUAUUCAUUCUUGUUGAAAAUAAUUUUCUACAAAUACAUGUAAUUUACAUGACAUUUUCCGUGUAUUAUACAUCGAAUUUUCUACAUUUUUUACAUGUAGAAUAUUACAUGUAAUUUUCUACGUACCA